AUGACCAUUCAGCCCAAACUCUCACUAGUUCCUCUGUAUCUCCAAGUGGACAUUUGUUUGUGUGGCACCACUCCUCUGUACACCAGGAUUGUUGGAGGUCAAGAUGCUCCAGCUGGAAGUUGGCCAUGGCAAGUUAGUCUGCAGAGAUUUGGUGGCCAUGUUUGUGGCGGCUCCCUCAUCAACCAAGAGUGGGUGAUUUCUGCUGCUCACUGCUUCUCCAGUGCAAGUACGUCUGGUUGGAGCGUUUCUCUGGGUCUUCAGAGCCUACAGGGUGACAACCCAAACCAAGUGUCCAGAACUGUUUCCACAAUCAUUUUGCAUCCCGACUAUGACAGCUACAACAGCGACAACGACAUUUCUCUGCUCAGACUCUCCUCACCAGUCAGCUUCACGGACUACAUCCGACCUGUGUGUCUGGCAGCGAGUGGCAGUGUGUUCAACAACGGCACUGAUAGCUGGGUCACUGGCUGGGGUGCAGUCCAGGAGGGAGUUUCUUUACCGUUCCCUCAAACUCUCCAAGAAGUGGAGGUACCAGUUGUGGGAAACAGACAGUGUGACUGUCUGAAUGGUGUGGGCACAGUCACAGACAACAUGAUCUGUGCUGGUGUUCUGGCAGGAGGCAAAGACUCAUGUCAGGGGGACUCUGGAGGUCCAAUGGUGAGUAAGCAGGGCUCAAUCUGGGUCCAGUCUGGUGUUGUCAGUUUUGGUUUUGGCUGUGCUCGGCCCGGUCUGCCAGGAGUCUACUCCAGAGUGUCCCGUUACCAGUCCUGGAUCAACUCCCACAUCAGCUCUGAUAAGCCAGGCUUUGUCUAGUUUGUCCUGGUCUACCUUCUUCUACAACAAAACCUCAAAUAACAUCCACAACAUCAUUGUUCUUGUUCUCUGAACGUAUUCACGCGAGAUGUCCCUUGUCCCUGAAUACCCAGUGUAGCGAACGCGCCCUCUGCUGGUAGAAGUUAGAUACCGUAUCCUACUAGACAACAACAUUUUUCAACAAUAAACCAACCUUUCCUUAUUAGAAAACACACAGACAAUUUUCACCACACUCUGAACAUGAGCUGUACUAAAUGCAAAUAAUAAUAUUGUAGUCAUAUACCCCCACUGAUGGCUCUGUAGUCAUAUACCCCCACUGAUGGCUCUGUGUGUCUGGACAUCAGCAACACCAGACCCUUCCCAAUUGGCAGCCAGUGUUGGGUGGCAGGUUGGGACAACGGACCCCAAAGAAGAGGUGUCAGUAAAGCCAGAUCCUCUCUUCGAGACCUAGAAACUCAAGUGGCAAGCUGUGGGAAUGUGUCUGAUUCACAGAACAUCUG
This is a messenger RNA of Mugil cephalus (flathead mullet), 1313 nucleotides long. RefSeq names its product prostasin-like. The transcript has 6 exons. Gene Ontology annotation, molecular function: serine-type endopeptidase activity. The record is from RefSeq and is a predicted model, not a curated record. Bases 1 to 813 code for a protein of 270 amino acids. Gene Ontology annotation, biological process: proteolysis. Lineage: Eukaryota; Metazoa; Chordata; Actinopteri; Mugiliformes; Mugilidae.